CGAAGCCUUUAAACUAGAACCAGUCCUGUGUUGGUGGUUUUUGUGUGAAAAUGGGUAGUAAUAACGUCAAUUCGGUUAUUGUAGUGGGCGGUGGUUUGGUUGGUUCUUUGUGUGCUAUUUUUAUGGCAAAGAGGGGCUACCAUGUUACACUUUUUGAGUAUCGGGAAGAUAUUAGGACGGCAAAGUUUGCUCGUGGCCGUUCGAUAAAUAUGGCUUUGUCGAACCGUGGCAGAAAAGCGCUACGUGCUGUUGGAAUAGAAAAAAUAAUUCUUGAAUCGGCGAUUCCUAUGAAAGGGCGGCUUUUACACGACUUGAAGGGGCGAACCACUAGUGUACCAUACGAUGCUUUAACGGGACAAUGUAUUUAUUCGAUCAGCAGAAAUUACUUAAAUAACGUGCUGUUAACCGAAUUAGAGAAGUACCCAAAUGUGAAAAUUUAUUUCAAUCAUAAAUUAAUGAGUGUGAGCUUUGAGGAUGAGAGAAUUUCGGUCAUGAAUUUGAUAACUGAAGAAAUUACGACCCACCAAGCCGAUUUAAUAAUAGGGGCCGAUGGGGCCUACAGUACCCUUCGGCGUUACAUGCAGCUGACCCCUCUUUUUGAGUACAGCCAAACCUACAUCCAACACGGGUACCUCGAGUUGGUCAUCCCUCCCGAAAACGGGCCCAAAAUGACCCCCAAUCAUCUACACAUCUGGCCCCGGGGCCAAUUCAUGAUGAUUGCGUUACCCAACAAGGACAAUUCCUGGACUGUCACCCUGUUUAUGCCUUUUGCUAAAUUCGAAAGUUUGAGAAAUGCUGCAGAAUUGAAAGAUUUUUACUACAAGACUUUCCCCGACGCUGUCCCCCUCAUCGGUGAGGAUCUCCUCGUGAACGAUUUUUUUAAAGUGAAGCCAUCGGCUCUGGUCUCGGUCAAGUGUAAACCGUACCAUGUGGGGAGCAAAUUUCUGCUGAUUGGGGACGCGGCACAUGCCAUGGUACCCUUUUAUGGGCAGGGGAUGAAUGCAGGGUUUGAGGAUUGUUUCCUUUUGGACGGCAUUCUAGAAAGGAGGAGUAACGACAUCGCGGGGUCUAUUGAGGAGUUCAGUAGGGAACGGGUUGAGGAUGCUUAUGCUAUUUGCGAGUUGGCGAUGUAUAAUUACGUGGAAAUGAGGGAUCUUGUGACUAGGCCUUCGUACCGUUUGAGAAAAUUUUUCGAUGAAUUGCUUUUUAAGUGUAUGAAGGAGAAGUGGAUUCCGUUGUACAAUUCGGUGACUUUUUCGAAUUUCGGGUACAAGCAGUGUGUGGAAAACAGGAAGUGGCAAAACAAGGUUAUUCAAAAAUUUCUCUGGACGGGUGGCUUGGUAACUAGCGCUUUGUUUGCAUAUGGAUUACGGAUUUGGUUGUAUUAAAAUAUUUGCGUUUUUUAUCAGUUUAAUUUAUUG
Molecule: messenger RNA, 1421 nt
Organism: Tribolium castaneum (red flour beetle)
Lineage: Eukaryota; Metazoa; Arthropoda; Insecta; Coleoptera; Tenebrionidae
Gene: cn
Product: cinnabar
Biological process (GO): L-tryptophan catabolic process; quinolinate biosynthetic process
Cellular component (GO): mitochondrial outer membrane
Molecular function (GO): FAD binding; kynurenine 3-monooxygenase activity
Source: RefSeq, marked provisional